This is a messenger RNA of Sipha flava (yellow sugarcane aphid), 1839 nucleotides long. RefSeq names its product sialin-like. The record is from RefSeq and is a predicted model, not a curated record. Gene Ontology annotation, molecular function: transmembrane transporter activity. Bases 227 to 1747 code for a protein of 506 amino acids. Lineage: Eukaryota; Metazoa; Arthropoda; Insecta; Hemiptera; Aphididae. The transcript has 9 exons. Gene Ontology annotation, cellular component: membrane. Gene Ontology annotation, biological process: monoatomic anion transport; transmembrane transport.
AGUGUAUAUCAAACGCAUCAGUGUUCGGACGGACGUAAGACGUUCACUAGUUGCUGUGCGGUCUACUAAACGGCAGGGCUCGACACUACGAUGGUAUGAAGUUCAAUAACAUUAUACGGAAAAUCUAAACCCCGCGUGAAUGAGUUUCAAUUUGUAUAUUAUCUUUUUUGCACAUAACCGUUUAUGGUGAUUAAUUGAAAAAUAAACCAAAGAUACCUUUAUCACAAUGACAAUUAUUACACGAUGGAUAUCCCAAAGAUGGGUGAUGGCCUUCAUGGGUAUGCUGGGUGUGACCAUGGCGUACGUGAUGCGUGCCUGCCUGAGCAUAACACUCACGCAAAUGGUCAAGCCCGUGAUCGUGAGUGACGAUCUACAGACGGGCGUACAUCACGAAUACUGUCCGAUGCCCGAGUUGUCGCUCAACCAAACGAAGACAAAGAUAAACAACAAAGGGUUCGAUUGGGACGAGCCGACCCAGGGACGCGUGCUGUCGGCUUUCUACUACGGUUACAUACUCACGCACUUGCCCGGUGGCGUGCUGUCCCAGAAAUUCGGAGGCAAGCACACGAUGGGCCUCGGCAUACUGUCCACCGCUUUGUUUACGCUAAUCACCCCGUACGUGGCUAAUAUGGGACCCACUGAAUUGACCGUUCUGCGGUUCAUCGAAGGCCUCGGAGAAGGCACUACGUUUCCCGCACUUUGCACGCUUCUUGCGCAAUGGGCGCCACCCGAAGAAAAAGGCAAACUGUCCACGCUGGUAUUCGCAGGCGUACAAAUCGGUAACAUGCUCGCAAACUCUUUGAGCGCGUUCAUUAUGCACUACAUACCCGGUGGUUGGCCAAAUGUGUUUUACUUCUUUGGCAUCAUUUCGCUCAUUUGGUUUUUAGCCUGGUGCAUGUUCGUUUACAACGAUCCACAGUCCCAUCCAUUUAUUUCGGACGAGGAGCGUGACUAUUUGAGGCGGACUAUCGGCAGUCUAGAGAGGAAAAAGGACUUACCACCUACGCCUUGGAAGUCCAUUUUAACAUCGUGGCCAGUUUGGGCUCUAAUCAUCGUCGAGGCAGGACACGAUUGGGGUAGUUUUACCAUUAUCAGCGAUCUACCCAAAUAUAUGAGUGAUGUAUUACAUUUUUCUGUGGGACAAAACGGUUUGUUGUCGUCGAUCCCAUUCCUCGCCCAGUGGGUAAUGUCUAUCGGCGCUAGUGUAUUAGCUGAUCUACUUAUCAGCAAGAAAUUGAUUAGUAUCACUGCAAUUAGAAAGAUUUACGCUAUUAUUGGAAACAUCGGACCUAGUAUAGGAGUUAUGUGUGCUUCGUUUGUCGGAUGUAAUAAGUUUUUGGCGACCGCUUGUUUUUCCAUUGGUAUGGCAUUAAUGGGAUUCUGCUAUCCCAGCAUCCGUAUCAAUUCGCUCGACUUGUCGCCGAACUAUUCGCCUACAAUAAUGGCAUUGGUCAACGGUAUCGGUUGUUUGUCGGGAAUGGCAACGCCAUACGUAGCUGGAAUCCUCACGCCAAAUAGAACCGUUUUAGAGUGGCGUCUAGUAUUUUGGAUAAUGAUGGUUAUUAUGACUACAUCUUCUCUGAUUUUUGGAUUGUUUGGAUCCGGUGAAAUACAACCUUGGGAUGACAUGGAACAAUAUUAUUUAAAAGAAAAGGAAAAACAAAAACAAGGAUUGCCUAUGGAUGAAAAAUUGAGUAUAAUACAUUCAAAAUCAAUAGAAGAAGGAAGAUCAAAAUCAAUUAAUUAAUGAUCUAAUCAAAUGGACUUUACUUGUGUUACAUAACGAUACUUUUUAAAGUUAAUUAUUAAAUGUUACCUAUUAAUUUGUUAUAAUAAAGA